UUUACCAGAUGAUUUGGCAACGCUGAGAACAGUGGAAACAACCGUCUUAUUUUCGGUUUCCGUAUUUUAGAUUUCAGGGAAGUACACAGCUUAAAUAGUUUAGGUGGAGUAUAAAAACAAAUCUUCUGUUUUAUAUUACUCAUUUAUUUAUAUAAUUUCUUGAGUAAUAAUAAUCUAUAUAAACAUGUUAAUCCCGAGGGCGAGUUUAUAUUUAUUUCUGUUUUAUUUUAUUAAAUUUGUGUUUACUUAUGCUGAUGAUUCAGAUGCUAGCUUAAGCAUUCAAUUAAUUCGACAAAAGUCUCCUCUUGAGCAACAUAUUAAUUCAGCUAAAAAAUUAAGGAACCAUGGAUUUAAUGUUGACUGGAUUUUCAAGAAACCAAGUAAUAGAACAAAUGAUUCUGUUGCUUUAUACAGAUAUCAUGAUAACGAAUUUUAUGCCAAAAUUAUCGUCGGCCAUCCUGGACAGUCAAUGAACGUUGCUUUUGACACUGCUUGGACAUUAAGUUGGCUUAUUUCGGAUCAGUGUCCCUGGACAAGUAUAGGAUGUUUGUACCAUAACAAAUAUGAUCAUAGCAAAUCUUCGGGGUACAAAAAAGACGGCACGCCCAUUAAUAUUCCCGAAGGUAGUUACAAUCUAAGUGGAUUUUUGUCGUACGACAAUUUUUAUAUAGGACAUUCAAACGUCACAAGUCAACUAUUUGCCGAAAUAACUAAUGUACCUAAAUCGUACAUCUUCAGUAAAAUUGAUGGCGUUCUUGGUUUAGGUCUUCAAACGGAGUCGGAUGCCUACGUUCCAAUUUUUUAUAAUCUUUUGAAGCAAGGAAAAAUUAAAGAUCCUUUAUUCUCCAUAUAUCUAAACAGAGAUGCGCAGUCAGAACAUGGAGGAAAUAUCAUUUUGGGCUUUAUUGAAUACAGACAUGUCCAUUCCAAGAAGGACGCUAAUAAUCACACUAUUUAUGAUCCUAUUAAGUAUUUGCCUUUGAAAGCGGGAGCGUAUUGGCAGUUUGAUUUAGAUGGUGUUUAUUUUAAUGGAGAUAAAGAUAACACCUUCUUUUUUUGCAAUGAAAGUUGUACUGCUAUUUCUGAUACUAGCGGUACAAGUAUUUAUGGUCCAAAAGAUCAAGUUGACAAAAUUCACGUUGCUAUUAAGGCACGUCAGACAUGGAUUGGAAAAUAUACUGUUGCGUGCGAGACAAUUAACAAAUUACCCGAUAUGGCCUUUGUUCUUGGAGGACAAAAUUUUACGCUCAAAGGACGUGAUUAUACCAUAAAGAUGACAUGGCACUCUUUCACUUUCUGCGUAUCCGCUUUUAUUCCAUCAGACACGAAUAAUAUGUGGGUGUUAGGAGGUGCUUUCCUCUCUGAAUAUUAUUCUAUUUACGAUAUUGGAAAUAAACAAAUUGGAUUUGUUAAAGCAGCUUAAAAUACAGAACAAUAUACAUUUACAUAUUACCUCGUGAUUUAAAAGUUAGUAGAUUUAAUGCUUUUAUGUUUAGUGCUUUAAAAUGUGCCAUUAUUGCAUAUUGACUUUUACACUUAAUAAAGUUUUAAUGUUUUUGAAA
Messenger RNA from Sitophilus oryzae (rice weevil), 1562 nucleotides. Its product is annotated as lysosomal aspartic protease-like. Lineage: Eukaryota; Metazoa; Arthropoda; Insecta; Coleoptera; Curculionidae. Gene Ontology annotation, molecular function: aspartic-type endopeptidase activity. The record is from RefSeq and is a predicted model, not a curated record. The transcript has 9 exons. Gene Ontology annotation, cellular component: lysosome. Gene Ontology annotation, biological process: proteolysis; cell death. The coding region runs from base 185 to 1423 and encodes 412 amino acids.